GCAUGCAAAAUUACUUUAAGUUAUCUUGCGUAGUGCUUCUGUGUUUUAUUCCGCAGUGACCGCGUUCAGUUUUGCGUGUACGACUUAUUGCGAUAAAAGCGUAUCCCGCGUGCUUGAUGUUGUUACAGAGUUCGCACCUUAUACAAACGAUAGAAACGAAGGAAACCAACGUAAAUACGUGACAGCUGGUUGACAGAUGCCAACGAGAAGUUUCCCGCAACUUGCUGUAAUAAUAUGUACUCAAAAGCUGUGAAAGUUUCUUCCGAAACCAGAAUACAUUUUCGACAAACCUCUAUUUCUCUUUCCGAAGCAGCAAACAAACAAAUUACCGGUGGCAAAUCAAACAGAGAUUCCACAGGUGAUUUGAGAUGCUUUAUAUGCGACGGAAAAAUUACGGGAACUUGCUUCCCACUUGUCGUUGGCGUAACGCCAUACAGUAAAACAGACAUACCAACAAAAAUAGGCCAGUUAAUGGGAGAAGGUUUUAUGGUAGUUGUGUCUGAAGACGAUAAUUUAUGUAAGAGAUGUACGUCACUGUUGUAUCAACUUGACAGAUUAGAAGUGGAUUUGAAUUUAGUAAAAGAUGCAUUAACGAAUUACCUAAAACUGAAGUAUCAGUUAAAUGAAGAGGAUCAUGAAAUAGCAACUAACAGAGAUGACUCAAGUUUUCUACUUUACAAUGAGGAAGAGAAUGAAAAUGACAAAGCUAGUUGCAAGAAGUUGUGUGGCAAGGAAGGAGAGGUUGCAGUAGAUGAGGAAUUUAAGGAUGGAUGUGAGAAUAUUCCAGGAAUUUUAAGCAGCACAACAAAGAGUCCCAAAAAGAUAAAUGCUGAAAUAAUGCUGGAUGAAAGACUUGGUAAGAGGAGGAAGAAGAAAAGGAGAACUACAGAUGCAUUGGGUGUUUUAAAUGGCCAGUCAUCCUCCACAAAUAAGGAAUACAAAUGCAGUUUAUGUGAACUGAAAACUCCUGAUAUCUCUGUGUAUAAAGCCCAUUCUUGCAAUAAGUAUGAGGGCAUCAAAUGUGAAAAUGAUUUUAAGAGUUCUCAAGGAACCCAGAAACAAAUAAAAAAUAUUCAUUCAGCAGAGUGGCUGUGCCAUAUCUGUGACAUGAUUUUUGAAGAAGAAAACAUGCUUGCAUCACAUAUACAAACUAGCUCUCAUAAUGAUAUGGUACACCAUAAGCUGCAGAGUAGACAGCCUGGUAACAAGAAAACAAGUAUUUUCAUUUUUGGAGAAUACACCUGCAGCAUUUGCAACUUCAAAACAGGAAGCAUAGCGACUUACAGAGACCAUCAGCAGUUUCAUUUUCAAAACCCCUCAGAAUACGAGUCAUCAUGUAAAAGCUUUCUAAAGAGAGCACAUGGCCAAAAAUCGAAUUCAUACAAAACAGACGAUCAUUUUGUGGACAGUACAGAGAAAGGAAGUGAACAGAGAGUAAUCCAGGAAGAGCUCACCUGUAAUUUACAAAAUGGUAUCACAAAAGAUGGCUUUAAUAUUCUGAAGGCAGAAGACAAGGUGACUGUUGACACUAAUUAUAAAAUGACUGAAAAUCAGAAGUUAGCUACUGAGGACAGAAUUCCCAACACAGAACAUUACUUCUGCAGUUCUUGCUCUUUAGUGGUUCCCUCAGAUAGGUUACUACAGCACCAUAAAAAUGUACAUCAUACACUACCAUCAUUAAGGAAAGAGACAUUACUUACUACAGAAAUAACCAGUCAUAAUUUUUGUGAUUUACAGCAGAAAGGUUGCUUGGACAGUAAUAAGUCUUCCAACCAGUAUAUGAACAAUGAAAAUUUUAUGAACUUGUUUAAAAAAGUAAGCACUCAAUUUAUGCAAGUUCCUAAUAGAAAUAACAAUAACUUAAAUGGCACAGAGUUAGCCAUUGAAAAUGUAUCAAGAAGAGCGACUUCCAAUUCCACUACAUGUACAAAAAGUGACUGUGAUUCUAGCCAGCAUGCUGAUGGUGAAAUAGAUUAUACAGUUUCUGGUAAAAAUGAACAGCAGUCUGCUACAACUCAGAACUCAACAUUUGAAAACUCUACUGAAUCCUUAGUAACAACACAUAGGUCACAUUCAUCUGAAGCAACCCAAGUAAAUAACAGUAUUCCAUGUAAUUUUCCGAUUAAUAAAUUUAUGGAAAAUGCUAGGACUGACUCAGCUGUAAAACAAAAGGGAAAUUCUGAGAAAAAUGUUAGUUCUAAUUCAAGCCAUGAAUAUUUAUUAGGUGCACCAUACAGAAAUAUUCAGAAAAGUGAACUUGUGUCAGAAAAUGGAACUGAAAGUACAAAGCAGAAAGACUGUGAGAUGAAGGCAAAAGUUGAUAAUGAAACAUCUCUGUCAGAUAGCUGUGGAUCAAUAAGUUAUCCACCACAAACAAUGAAGGAAAUGAGGACACCUUUUCUUUUUCAUAUAACAAAACCAGGAACUGCACAGUGUGAAAUUUGUGGCAAAUUCUUUUCUAGCAACAGUAAAAUGUUGUACCAUAGAGAUAUAUGUUCAAAGAAUUUAAGCUGUAAGUUAUGCAAUAAGCAUUUUCUAAAUAUGAAUGAUCUACAUAAACAUAAUAGUGAAAAACAUCAAACACAUAAAAUGCAUCAUAAUUGUAUGCACUGUUCAGCAUCAUUUUUGACAAAGGAACUUUGUCUGACACAUGAAGAAAAUUGUGUAUUUGUGCCCUAUUGUGAUGAAUGUGGAGAAAAAUUUUCUGAAGUUGAUCAGCUGCGGUCUCACAAGGAUACAACUCAUAGAGAUCCUCACUGUCGCCAUUGCGGUAAGGAAAUACUUAAAUUAAAAACAUUACGAUAUCAUGAAUUGAGGCAUAUGAAAGAUACUGCAGAAAAGUUUGAAUGCAGUGAAUGUGAAAAAGUAUUUAAAACAAAAACUGGCCUGCGACAUCAUUUUGCGCUACAUACUGGCCAAUACAAAUUUUGCUGUGAUUAUUGUGGCAGAGGUUUCAUGUCAAGAAUGAUGAUGGAAGAACACAGAAGUAAGCAUACAAAGGAGGAACGUUACAUAUGUGAUGUCUGUGGUCGUAAGUUUUGUUUCCAGAGUACAUAUUGGAUUCAUCGAAAAUGGCAUGACAACCCAUUCCCAUACAAAUGUAAUUUUUGUGGUCGUAAAUUUCGACACUCUUCAUUGUUAGCAGUGCACAAACGUAAACAUACUGGAGAGCGACCCUACAAAUGCCCUCACUGUCCUCUUACUUUUCCUGUUGGAGGCACAUUGAAACGCCAUAUCAUUCUGCACACAGGAGUUUACCCAUAUAAUUGUGAAGUCUGUAAGCGUGGUUUUACAACUCGUCACAAAUUUGCUAUUCAUCUUUCUAAAAUUCAUGGUGACAGUAAAAUGCUAAAUGAAAAAUCACGACCAAAUGAGUUUAAAAUGGUCAUUAGAGAUAAUGAAACAGUGAAGAAGCAAGAUAAUGUGGAGCCAUCAGCUGAAUGGCAGAACCCUGACGAUUCUGAGCAAGUUGAUAUGAACUUUAGAUUAGGAAGUUCAGCAGGCGGUGUGGAUAAUUUUGACCACUUGGAGGGGGCAAUGUCAUGCUCCUUGGUUCCAGAUGAACUUUUAGUUGGAAAUGCUUUUGCAACCAGAGUCGUUGAAAUAGUUCUUGAUGACACUUCUCAAGCUGUUGCUGCAGUGACUGUUGCAGAUCCUGAAGCACAUAAUCUUCCUGAUCUGUGCAAAAUUAGAAGUUUAGAAGUUUUGCGGCACUGCACUGAAGUUCCAAUAGCUCCUUCAACAAACCAACUACAUGUUCAAUGUUUAACAUUUCAGAAACUGAACUACAUAGCCUUCUUCUCAAACCAGCAACUACAGUCUGGCUUGGUAGACAGUAAUUGUGGUCAGCAGAAACAGAUGUGGGUCCGACAGGCACUGAAAGAAUGUAGUUACAUCAUAAGAUUUCCAGGCGUGACCACUUGGCAACCAAACUCGGCCCACACUGAGAUGGGGGAAGGAAUUAAGUGGCAGGCUUCCAUUUGCUGUUGUGGGGUAUCGGUACCAGGCAUGUGGAGGCAGAAGUUGGGCUCUCUACUAACGCACAAAUGUGUGACACAAUAUCACAAAGACGAGUUCAGUUUGUUUGGAUAUGACAUUAUAAUGCUUUGCAUAACAGUCACAAACGAACAAAUUCUUAUUAAAUUUUCAUUAGAACAAGGAGCAACAGUUACAACAAAAUAUUCAGCAGGCAGUCAAAACAAUGUACAGAGUAAUCAGAUAGCAGUUCAGAAUAGCCAAGUGGCACUAAAAACUGAACUGCAACCUGAAUUACAAAUGAGCAAGAGUGAAUUGCAAAAUACCAAGACAACACUACAGAAUAAAAUGCUGGCUUCACAAACCAUACUUAACAGUGCAAUUCAGCAGAUGUCUAUGGCAAAACAAAGUCAAGGGCAGGAGGAACUAACUAACAUCAUUGCUGAGGUGCCAAAAACCAUAAGAGCUAUCUCACAUGGACAUUGUGACAUAAUUAACAUGCAAAUUACACAGCAGGACAGCCAACUGAACCCUACUGUUGUAUUGAAGGUUCAGUCUCUAGUAACCAAAGUGAGUUUAGGAAAACAAGCUGCCAACCAAGAAUACACUAAAGAUUUGGUAGAAAUGUGUAAACAGUUAGGCAAUGAGUUUUCAAAAUGGUUGUUAAUUUGUGAGAUACUUUCCAAGAUAAUCACUUGCUCAGCGCUGAUGGCAAACAUGAGAAUUAAUGAUAACCCAUAUCCUGAACUACAAUUUUUAAACCAGACGUGCAUGUACAGCCAGGAACGAUUUCGAACAUUAAAUUCUGCAAAGAAGGUGGUACAUCCUACUGUUUUUAUUGGAUCCUUUAAAGGCGCAUUGCCCACAAUAUGGACUGAAAGUCAGAAGGUAGGAUAUGUCAGUGGAUACACAAUGGGUAAUGGAGCUCUAUGGGGAGUGGGCACUACAGAACCUUGUGAUACAUAUGAACAACUGGAGAGCACUUUCAUAGCAAAGUAUUGGUCUGCUGUGGUGCAGGAUAGACUCGAUAAUCAGAAGAUGCUACAGCCAGAGGUAACAACACGAAUACCCAAAACAGUUGCACCAGGCACAACUAUGCAACUAAGGAUGCAUGUAACCAUCUCCAGCAACCAAAUAGCAGCACAAAUCAACAACAAGGUUCUUCUAACAGUAUGUUUAAUAAUGUGGAUCGCCCAUGAAAUGACAACUGGAGUAAAAAUACUAAUAAUUAUAAAAACAAGAGAGGAGAUAGACAAUAUAAUCCACACUACCAGCAAAAUUCUGUAUAUUCGCGCUGCCAAAUACAUGAAAACCAACCGAGUCCAAAUGGAACCUGUAAUGACUGAAGGAAUCGUUCUCCAAUUACUAUGGAUGUUACAAGCAAACAACAUACAAAACCCAACAAAGAUAGGUAAACUGAAUGUGACAAACUUUCGCUCCAAAAAGCUGGUCACAAGGAGAAUGAAUUAUUGCAAGGUGACCUCCCCUUCUAAUUUUAAACUAUGUUGUGUACCACAGGCAGCUAUCAGUGUCAACAUUGCAGGAUUCAAUGCUUUGGCAGUUUUAGACACUGGAGCAAGUGUCAAUGCUACCUCAACAGCUAUUUUAAAGAGAUUACAGGAACAAAUGAAUCUGUCAACUUUACUUGUGACCAGCUGCAAAAUACUAGCUGCUGUAGGAGGAUGCUCUCAUUAUCUAAAACUACAAACAAGGAUUAAAAUGGGCCUUGGUCAUGGGGCAAUUGAAUGCAUAUGCCUGAUAAUAGUAAACCUUGUUGUUCAUUUGAUUCUAGGGCAUGAGCUGCUGAGACAGGUGAAUGGAACAAUAGAUUUUACCUUUGGCAGACUUGUGUUAACGAAAGACGAAGGUCCUAGAACAGUCAAUUUAGUACAUAAGCAAGACCUACAUGGACACUGUUAUUGUGCCAAGGUAUUUGAUGAGAAGCCAGAUGUAACAAAGGGAUAUCUUUGUCACCUUAAUAUUACACCUCUAUCCAAACGUUUUCGCGAAAAUAAGCCUUUAAAGCAUUCAGUUUUUGCGAAAACCAAGCCUGGUGCAAUGUUAAAUGCAGUGGUGGAGAAUAUUACAACAGAAACAAGUCAACAGAACAAAGACGCUCACGUUGUGAUUAUUGGCGGCGGCAACGACGUAUACAAAAACAAAACCAAGACAGCCCUGCGAUGCUUCCAUAACAUAUUACCAAAACUAUUUCAAACGAACAUUGUCAUCACAAACGUACCAGUGCGACAUGAUUUACCACUGUGGUCGUGUGUAAACAAGGAGAUUCGACACUACAAUUCCGAGCUGAAGAAACUGUGUGGUAAAUUUAGCCAUGUACAUUUGAUAGACUUAAGUAAGAUGAGUCGUGAUGAACAUACAAAACACGGAUUCCACUUAAAUAGGAAAGGAAAGGCCAAGCUAGUUUCUCAUAUAAGCAAAUUGUGCGAGAAAGACAGUGUCAGUUCUGAAGAACCAGUGUACGCAAAUUGUUGUAAUAAGUGUAACUCAAACAAUUUUGAUUCGUGCAAGAUGGUAAAUAAACAAGAAGGCACAAUACCCUUACAGUUAAUGCACUUAAAUGUGCAAUAUCUCAGAAACAAACUAGACAAUAUUCAUAGAGGAACACUUGCCACAUGUACUACUUGUUUGCUGACUUGUGAAAGUUUCUUCUACACUUACAUAUACUCACACAAACUGAACUUUCCUUGCUUUCAUAAUUGCGAAAUCUUCUAUUAUCUGUCUAAUAAUUUUUUUAUAAUUUUUAAUUUAGAAAAUGGUUUUUCACCAGAUGCAACUGUAACUGGCAGAGUAAGAAAUAUUCUUGGCACUAUUGCUGUGUUGGGAAAAAACUGGAAGCGCUUGAUUGCUUCAAUUCUGCUAGAUCAUCUUGUAGCACUUAAAGCUUCUAGCUUAAGCUCUGGUAAAUGUUUGCAAAUGACUGACCACCUAAUUGUUGAUGAUGAUAAGGUUCUAAGCUGCAUCUCAUUCAUAGUGUUCUUUGCCACAUAUUAUUCGACUGUACUAAUGACUUCACAUUUUCACUGUGGGACUCCACUUGCUUCAUGUCUCUUCAGCAUCAGUGAUAAAUGCUGCCAAUCUGAAAAUCCAUUCAGAAAGAUCUCUGUAAUAGUAAGUGUCAACAAACUUUCUUCCCUCAUCAUUAAUAGGAUAAAUUCUUCGGCAGCAACAUCACCUGUGUCACUGCUUUCGUUGAGACCACCAGAGUUUCAAAUCCAGAUGUCGAGCACUUGGAAGAGGCAAGAGUUUCUUGACUGUCGUUUACAGAUUUGGUCAAAAAUUUCUUGGGGAAUACUGUACCCUUUCAAUGUGUCAGACAGUGUAAUAUGUGAAAGUAGCAACUUAUGUAUCAGUGACACAACAAAUGAAAUUUACAUAGUUUAUUUACCUAUGGGUCUAAAUGACGUUUUACAAGUGGCGUUACUAAUAAAGGCAAUAGGAAAGGAAAUUAGAACAAUGUGCAGCUUUGGGUAUCGUGCUAAUGGCUGGGAAGAAGUGAAUGGAGAGAGGAGUUUCGUCAGUCAAAUUCUCCCUCCGAGAAGUGACGAGGAUUCCCUGUACGGGAACCAGCAUCUGGAGGCCGACUCUGCCAGCUUCUACUUAUUAAUAUCUGCAUUGGGGAUGUUCCUUUAUAUGGAGGCAUUGAACGAAUCUGAUCCAAGCGAUCUGGCUGAAUUUGCUGCCCCUAGGCGUGCCACCCGCAUCCACUGCACGUUCUGCACGCCCGCUCCCAGCGGCCCUGCCUCGGAGCCAGCUCCGGACUAUGGGCACAAAAUGUUCAAAAUGUUUCCCUGUAGGUUAGGUCAACAGUCCAAAUGUCUCACAAAAUUUCAAGCAGUUUCAGCAACAGAUGUAGAAAAUAAUUCAUUGACUCUGAAGAAACAGGAGCUGGAAAUUUUUUUCCCAUCACUUUUCUUCCGGUCCUGUCGAAAUCUACAGACAUCACAGAAACAUACAUGCCCACGUGGGAACUCGAACCUUAGUAGUUGCGGGCUCGUGGCUCGUGACACCACACCAAGUCGUGUGGCUAUGGAGUGUUUCGGGUUACUGUGUGUUACUGUGAGUGGAGAAAUGGGAAGUGACAGUGAAUAUGAAAACACAAGCACGAAACUUUCGUACACGCCGGAGAAAAAACGUCUAAAAAGAGGUGAAAUCUCGAAGACAGAACGGCCUGUCCAUCGACAACAAAAAUUUCGUUAUGAGUGGCUACAUAUGCCAGGUUUACGUAAUUGGCUGGUGCGCAAUGGUGAUCCGCUCAGGGCAAAUAAGAAGCACCUAAACAUGGUGCAGUCUGCUACCGUGCGACAGCCUUCAGUUGCUCAAUUUAUCACAAACGCACAACCAGUUAAGAGGAAGGUUGCUAAAGCUGAAAUCAAAUUAUCAGCAUUCUUAGCAGAACAUAAUGUGGCAUUUUUAGCUGCUGACCAUUUAUCCAGUUUGUUAAAAGAUAUUUUUCCAGACUCGGAUAUUGCAAGGGCAAUGACUCUUAAACAGCACAAAGCACGUUCCAUUCUUUCUAAUGUUAUUGGGACGUCACACAAAGAAGUGUUGGCGAAAAAACUACAACAUGCCAAAUUUAGCAUAAUGAUGGACGAGUCCACUGAUAUCGGAACUGUGAAAAAUUUCUGCUUGGCGAUCCGCUUUUAUGACAAAGAUUCAGGUUGCAUUGAAACUUCUACUGCAGAAUAUCUCUACGAUGGUGUAGUAAAAACGUUUCAACAGCAUAACAUUCCAUUUGCCAAUAUUAUUGGCUUUGGAGCAGAUGGUUGCAAUACUAUGAUGGGAGUUCGUAAUUCUGUAGCAAGCAGAUUCCGAGAUAGCUGCUCGGGAAUUUUUGUAAUGAAACUUUAUUUUACGUCCGAUCCACACAAAUUACUACAUCCUUCACAGACACGUUGGCUGUCAAGGAUCGCGGUUGUUCGGACAGUGCUGGAAAACUGGGAUGCUCUAAUGCUGUUUUUUAACAAAAAAUGGCUUUCUGAGCGAGUUCUAAGUGCUGAACAAGUUUUUAACUGUUUACAUGACUCCUUUGCAAAAAUGUAUUCUCAUCAUCUGGAAGAUUCACAACUGUAUUUGGGUGUGAAAAUUCUGAAGAACGUUGGCACACCAGAGAUAAAGAAUCACCCACAUCUUAUCAAGGAUUUUUAUCAUCGAUGCAGGAACUUUCUUGUGACAGCUUUGUGCCAGAUCAAAUUACGGUAUGAUAUGGAAGAUAAAGUGCUGUCCAAACUAGUGGCACUAAAACUUACAAAUGCUCUGUCACAAAGUUUCCAGGAUACAACACCUUCACUCAUGCCUUUAAUGGAACUGUUGCCACGUAUAAUUCCUCCCUCAGAUCUCGAUUUAGCACAAACUACAGAUGACCAGUGGAGGCGUCUCCCUCUGGUUUUGGCUUGUCUCCCAGACUCACUACAAAAGGAACAAUCAUCGGAUAAAGUGUGGAAUAUAUUAAAUAACGAAUCUGAAGAAUUUAAGGAAUUGAGCGUUUUCGCUCUCUCAAUUUUGAGUUUACCUCAUUCAAAUGCAGACUGCGAAAGAGUUUUUUCUGAGGUAAACCUCAUGAAAACCAAAAUUAGGAACAGACUCCAAACCAGUACACUGAAUGGAGCACUUCUUGCCUCUGAUGCAUUAAAGGCCGACCAGGAAACAACGGAACAUGUAUAUAAAAAAAUUUCAAUACGUACGAGAAUUUUUACUAAAAUACGAGAAUUUCAUGAGGUUGGUACGAGAAUCGCGCUGUCUGGAUAUCACAACUCUGGGUCACACGCAGUUGAGGUCAGGUCAACUAGUGCAAACGUCAGAUCUCCUAUAGCAAAGGCCAGGUCGCCUGCAGAUGAGGCUGGGAUACCUACAGCAGAUGGCCACACGCUGGCAGCAGAGGACACCUUAUCUGCAGCGGCGGGGAAGACCUCUACAGAGGCGGAGGAAAUCUCAACGAGGGCGGUGCUCACCCAACUGGCAGCAGGAGACACUCCGUUGGCGAUAGCAGCAGUAGUGGCAUACCCUUUUCUGGCAACUGUUGACUCAGCCACACCAGUUACUACUGUGGAGAGCGAUACACUGCACCAAAAAAGACCUGCAAGAAGUAAAGGAAAGCAUCCCGAUUGUGUUUCUGCUCAAUUGGCGAUGGUGGAAGAAAAUGGUAACGUUGUUGGAAAACCAUCCACAGAAGUGCCAAGGAAAAGUAAAUGUUUCGUUUGCGAUGUGAUUAUUUCUGAUGGCGGUGUAUGGUUAAUGGAAUUACUGUCUGUCAACGCUAAUCUCCUGGAAAACAUUGGCAGUCUCAUGGGCGACGGUGCUUUUGUUAUUGUAUCAUGGAAUGACAUUGUGUGCAACGCAUGCUCUUUGUUGCUGAAGUAUUUUACAAAGUUAGAAAGAGAUCUUAUGAUUUUGAAAAAAGUUUUGCGCUAUUACCUUAAGGUUAAGUACCGCUUAGAAGACGAUGGAUUCGACACGAAUACUACGAUUAGCCGGCAAGAUAUUGACUAUAUUGCUGAAUGCUCAUCCCAGGUACUCAGUGCUUCAGAUACAGAAGGAUCACAACUGUCAUAUAGACCACAAAAACUGGAUCUGGCUUUGUCUCAGAAGAGCCACUGUGAUAAAACAGAGAUAGUGCCUCGGAAUAAAACAGCAAAGGUGUUGAACAGUGACACUGUGAGUGAUUUAAAUCGGAAAGAGACAAAUAUAUUUAAAAAGGAAAAACUGAAAACAUGUAAUGUGGCUGCACAAGAAAGGUGUCAUUUUGAAAAUUACCAUUCAACAUCAGAACAUUGCAAGAACAAUGAAGCCCACGAGAAGCAACUGGAGCGUACUGUAGAUGCAGAUGUUUGUGUCUUCACUACAGACAACAUGAGGUGUGCAUUAAAUGUGGAAGACCAUCAUAGUAAAAGACAAAAAUGCUUUAUAUCACACUCUUUGAGGAAUGGAAAUAAUGACACUAAAUUACCAGAUCAGCAUGAUGAAGCACAUAGUUUAUUAUUUAAGGAAGGAGCUUUAAAGCAUAAAUGUCCUCCAGGAAAAAAUGACAAUACAAUCUCAGUAGAAAAUUCAGAUGGAAAAAUAAAGAAUGUCAUAUCCAUAACUUUAAGCUCUGACAGUGAACAGGAAUUUGCAGAAGAUCAAUGCAUACAGUCCUCCACUAGAGAUCACAUGCCACAACUUCCAUUUAUGAAGUCUCCUGUGUACAGAAUGUUGAGAAAAAAUAGUAACUCAGUGACUACUCAAGAAAAUAAACAGGUUUUAGAGGAAAAAAAUAAAACUGACACAUUUGAAGAAAAUAAAAAAGUAAUUAACCAGACCAUUUUUUCUGAAGAUAUUAUUGUUCAUGAUAACACAAAGCCUGAGAAAUCAGGCCUUAAACCUUUAGCAAAAGAGACUGGGAAAAUUAUUUUAAAUAAGGGAUAUGUUGUGGCAAGUAACUCAAUUGCCAACAUAUGCACAAAAACACUGGAGAAUUUAAUUCAAAAAGAGUUACCCAAAUGUACUGAAAGCAGUGUCAGGAGUCCGCCUCACUCUGUAGUUAUAAACGGAGAGCAGUCUACACGCACAGAAGGUUUAGAUUCUUCAGAUCAAAUGCUUUAUUUGUCACAAAAGACAUUUAAGAGGCCUGAGAAGGGCACAUGUGGGUCACCAGGCUCUGAGAAUGUCCUGAAAAGUAUUGAAGAUAAUCAAAUGAUGCUUCAUAAUCCUCAGAAUGAAUGGGCUGGUGGCCUAGAAAUUGGCUUAGAUGACGAUAUGCCACACAUUGUUCUUGGAGAUGAAAUGGUUGUUGAUGGGUCAACAUGUGAAGAAAUUGCUUUUGAAGAAAUCCAGGAUACAUCUACACAUAAUAAUGAAAAAAAUUAUAGUAUUCAAAGAGAAAUUGCCGAGAGUAAUAUUUCGAAUAUUGAAAAUUUAAAUGCCCUUUGCUCUGGAGAUGCAGAAAUAGAUUUUAUAGAGUCAACUACUACUGAAGAAACUGCCAUUAGAACAGGCCAUGAAGAAAAUGCAAACAAAGCAUCACAGUUGGUUUCAGACACCAGUAGCAGUGGAAAUCAGAGCGCAGCUUCAGAAAAUAGUAGUAUUAAUAAUGAAAGAACUAUUUUGAGAUCUUGUGAUGUUAAAACUCGAGCAUCACUGCUUUUUCAAGAAAAUGUUAGUCACUUGCCAGCAUGUGAAAAACUUUUUGAGUGCCACAUAUGUAAUAGGAUUUUAACAACGCAAAGUAAUUUGAAACGACAUUUGUUAAAGCAUGAGAAGUGUACAGUAGGAUCAAUUAUCUGUGAACUUUGCAAUGAACAACUUGUUGAUAGGGUACAUUUGAAACAACAUUUAAAAGUCCAGCAUCAACAAUAUGUAAAAUGUGCAUUUUGUGAUAAAGAAUUUUCAAAUAUGAAAUUGUGUAGAGAUCAUGAACUGACUCAUCCUGAAAGGGCAACGUAUAAAUGUGACAUUUGUAAUCAAAUGUUUGUCACCGAGGGUCGGCUUAAAAACCACAAAGAAUUGAUUCACGAUGAUCUGUGUGACACCUUCAGAGAUAAUGAUUUUUUCAAGUGCCACAUAUGUUUUAAAACCCUGAGGACACAUCACAAUCUUAAGAGACAUCUUACAAAUCAUGAAAAACCUCCAGUAUCUGUGUCAUCUGUGUCAUGUAAUCUUUGUCAAGAAGUUUUCACAGAGAAAUCUAAAUUAUACCAGCACAGGGAAGAGAAACAUCCUAAGAAACACAACUGCACAUUUUGCAACAAAGAAUUUCUGAGCUUGAGAAGCUGCAGGAUACAUGAAUCAUUGCACCCAGAGCGAGUAGUUUACAAAUGUAAUAUAUGUGAAACUGUUUUCCUCACAGAAUUACGAUUGAAUAGACACAAAGAUAUAUAUCAUAGGGAACCAUACUGCCGGAUCUGUCGCAAGGAAAUAACUGAUCGUUCAAAACUUAUUGAACAUGAAAGACGACAUGGGCGCUUUAAACAAGUUUUUAUGUGCAAGGAAUGUCCUAAAGUAUUCAGGACAGCAUCAGGGUUGAAGUACCACAUGUCUGUUCAUACAGGAAAGUAUGCAGUGUAUUGUGAAAUAUGUGGUAAAGGUCUUCAUUCUGAAGUUGUAUUAGCAGAACAUAAAGCAACUCACACAAAAGAAGUGCGGUACACAUGUGAACUAUGUGGCCGAACCUUCUCCUCUAAUAGUACUUAUAGAAUGCACCGUCUCUGGCAUGAUAAUCCUUUGCCUUAUCAGUGUAAUUUCUGUGACAAAAAAUUUAAACAUACUUCUAUUUUGGCGGUGCACAAGAGACGGGUCCAUACUGGUGAACGCCCAUACAAAUGUAAGUACUGUAACAUGGCUUUCAGUGUCAGCAGCACGCUCAACAAGCACUUAAUUCUGCACACAAAACAGUAUCCAUUUAAAUGUGAACAGUGCAAUAAGGGAUUUACAACACGUACUAAAAUAGCGAAUCAUCUUGCAAAAGUCCACAAUGAUGAUAGCAUGUUAAUUGCUGGCAAGAAGGUUUGUGAGUAUAAGAUGGCAUUGAGACCUAGUGAAAUGGCUGAUGUAGAAUCUUUACAUGAAUUUCCAACAGAUGAAACAGAUGAAAUGGAUUUGUAGGAAAAACCUCAGUCAGUGAAAGUUGUGACCAAUUAUCAGAAUACAAAGUCGUAUUACAGUGGCCCACUGUGAAAUAUAUUUUCUCAUUGCUAUAGUGUAUAAACUAGGAGCUGAAGAAGAAAUAGAAAUAAAUACUGAUGAGUUAACUAAACUCUUAAGACUGUAUAGGGACAAAUUCUAUCAUUUGAGGAGAUGGAAAUUAAAAAUAACCAAACUUAGGUCCAUGUACAAAGUGUUACUUUGCAGAGAAAAUGGGAGGAAGUAUAGUGUUAUUGGUUUUUUUAAACAGUAAUAACUAUGCACAGAUAAAAUUGACUCUGAUUGUCCUGAGAAUCUCAUCUCUUAUUUUUAAAUGAGUGGUUCUGAAGUGCACAAUACUUAAACAUUCCACCAAUGUUUUGUAGUGAGACUAAAAGACUCUUGUGUGAUACAUUUGUGUGUGUGUGUGUGUGUGUGUGUGUGUGUGUGUGUGUGUUCGUUGUGCUUUUCCAGAAAAGUGCUUAUACAACAGAAUUGUGUAGUAUACUGUAAUAUUUCUCGAAGUUUGAAUAUUUUUGUGGGAAAAAGUUAUUUUUUGUGGACUUAUAAGACCUUGUUGAAA
Molecule: messenger RNA, 14173 nt
Organism: Schistocerca piceifrons (Central American locust)
Lineage: Eukaryota; Metazoa; Arthropoda; Insecta; Orthoptera; Acrididae
Exons: 45
Coding region: 235-13572 (4445 amino acids)
Biological process (GO): proteolysis; regulation of DNA-templated transcription
Molecular function (GO): protein dimerization activity; DNA-binding transcription factor activity, RNA polymerase II-specific; RNA polymerase II cis-regulatory region sequence-specific DNA binding
Source: RefSeq, a predicted model, not a curated record